Eublepharis macularius is the source of this 855-nucleotide messenger RNA. Its product is annotated as chemokine-like factor. Gene Ontology annotation, cellular component: membrane. The transcript has 4 exons. The record is from RefSeq and is a predicted model, not a curated record. NCBI's taxonomy places the organism in Eukaryota, Metazoa, Chordata, Lepidosauria, Squamata, Eublepharidae. Bases 223 to 651 code for a protein of 142 amino acids.
GCCGCUUUCCGAAGGCCCAGGGCCGAGCGGAGCGAGAGCUGAGGGGGUUCCUCCUCCUCCCAACCGGGACAGGCCCGGCCCUGCGUUUUCUGCGGGCUUUGGGGGGGGGCGGAAGGCGAGAAGGGCGAGCCCGUGAGGCAACCAACGGGCGCCCUUUCCGACACCGCCUGCCCGGCUUGAGCAGCCGCCGCCUCGGCCUCUUCCCCUUCCUCAGAGCCCGCCAUGGUGCAGCUGGAGGUGAACGUGGCCUUUGUGCGCUCCCUCAGGGGAGGCCUGAAGAUCGCCCGCAUGGUUUUAGCUUUCAUGGCAUUUGUCAGUUUUGUUGCUGUAAGAGGUCAUGAGGCAUUCAUAACGCUCGUAAUCAUGGAGUUCGUCAUCGCUGCAUUAUUCUUUUUGCUGUAUCUGCUGAGUCUACAAAAAAAACUGCAUUUCUUCUUCUGGCCCUUAGCUGAUGCUUUCAACAGUCUUGUGGCUGCGUUGUUCCUCAUCAUCGUGGGCCUGUGCGCAACGUUAAUCAAGACCAACACUGGAACUUUAGUUGGAGGAGUGUUCUGUCUGCUGCUGUUCGUUCUCUGUAUAGUCGAUGCUGUUGUCCUCUUGAAAAUGAUUUCCUUUAACAAGGGUGCAAGCCGGAAUGUUACUCACAACUAGAACAACCAGCUAACCUUCGGAAAGCCUUUUUAGCAGGAGGCUUUUUGUGCCACAAGCUCCUAUGUAUUUGUCUAAAGAGAAAAAAAAUAGGGCAAGAUCCAGCUUGUCAAAUUCCUUUAAGACCCGCUGAUUUCAACAGGAGGAAUUUAAGUUUGUGCUUAACUUUCCUCCUGAAACCAAGGGGACCUAAGGAAGCUUUGCUUU